Messenger RNA from Wallemia ichthyophaga EXF-994, 102 nucleotides. RefSeq lists its product as uncharacterized. The record is from RefSeq and is a predicted model, not a curated record. The transcript is spliced from 4 exons. Bases 1 to 102 code for a protein of 33 amino acids. NCBI's taxonomy places the organism in Eukaryota, Fungi, Basidiomycota, Wallemiomycetes, Wallemiales, Wallemiaceae.
AUGGCAUCUGGAUUUGGAUAUACGGGAGAACACGCUGCUUUGCUUAUUGGCAGGAUUUUCAGAAGUGCUACGCUCAAGCUGACGCCGUCGAGGACUGUUUAG